This is a messenger RNA of Elgaria multicarinata webbii, 2620 nucleotides long. It is a transcript of the gene RAB27B, whose product is annotated as RAB27B, member RAS oncogene family. The transcript has 6 exons. Gene Ontology annotation, biological process: endocytic recycling; protein localization to plasma membrane; protein secretion. Gene Ontology annotation, molecular function: GTP binding; GTPase activity. NCBI's taxonomy places the organism in Eukaryota, Metazoa, Chordata, Lepidosauria, Squamata, Anguidae. Gene Ontology annotation, cellular component: endosome; dendritic spine; trans-Golgi network transport vesicle. Bases 102 to 758 code for a protein of 218 amino acids. The record is from RefSeq and is a predicted model, not a curated record.
GUCUUAUGAAAAAGCUGUGAUGGGAAACAGGAUUUCAUUUUUUCUCGCUUUCCUGCUUUGAAGGAUUCUAGUGACAAAACAGGUUCAUCAAGGUCAGCACUAUGACUGAUGGGGACUACGACUAUCUGAUCAAACUCCUGGCCCUUGGGGAUUCUGGGGUUGGGAAGACAACUUUCCUAUACAGAUACACAGACAACAAGUUCAAUCCAAAGUUCAUCACAACAGUAGGAAUCGACUUCCGGGAAAAGCGGGUGGUGUACAACAGCCGGGGCUCAAAUGGAUCUCCUGGGAAGGCCUUUAAGGUCCAUCUGCAGCUGUGGGACACAGCUGGGCAAGAAAGAUUCCGAAGUCUCACGACAGCAUUUUUCAGAGAUGCCAUGGGCUUCUUGUUAAUGUUUGAUCUCACCAGUCAACAGAGCUUCUUAAAUGUCAGGAACUGGAUGAGCCAACUACAAGCAAAUGCAUAUUGUGAGAACCCAGACAUAGUAUUAAUUGGAAAUAAAGCUGACCUGUCAGAUCAGAGGGAGGUCAAUGAAAGACAAGCGAAAGAUCUUGCAGACAAAUAUGGCAUUCCAUACUUUGAAACGAGUGCAGCGACUGGCCAAAACGUGGACAAAGCAGUGGAAAUGCUCUUGGACUUGAUAAUGAAACGUAUGGAACAGUGUGUUGACAAGACUCAAGUCUCCGACACGGCCAACGGGGGAAACUCGGGGAAGCUGGCUUCAGAAAAAUCGGAAGAGAAGAAGUGUGCCUGUUGAUUUGGUCAUUCGAGCUGAGGAGAACGGAUGAGAAAUUGCCCAACCAGAAAAGGCAGGUCAACGAGCCACAAAAUUCUACCCUGGAAGCUCCUGUAGCCCACGUGGGGGCAGCUGUUGUUGUCGUAAGCAAGCCUGGCUUUUUUCGAUGCUGAAAGAGUCAUGCUUCUGUGUUUGAACAGAUGCUCCUUUGCAGUGCCAUCUUCAUGGAAAACCCAAAGGCCCUCAUCUUCUCAAUACAAUUAGCCUAGUAAACAGAGGAAAGACUUCCUGAUCUUGGGGACAGGAUUGUUGAAACAUUAGGAGAUAGCUUUUAUGGGGUUACCCUUUAGGCCUGUGCCAUCACUUCGAAUCCGGUUGCCUUUUAUUACAGUGUACAUUAUGCAUUUGCUAAAGACCAUUUAUAAAAAAGAAACAAAAGGGUAUUUAAUGUGGCUUAUUUAUAAAUGUCUUUAUGUGUAUGUUUGUUUUUUAAUACCAAGCUGCCAUUGUGAAUACUUUUUAGCUGCCUGAGCUCCUGAUACGCUUAGAAUCCAGAAUAAGUUGGAGGGCUGUGUAAGGUUAAAGCUUGAUCAUCAAGAUUGGCAGGAUAUGGGCUAAGAAUGGAAGAAAUAGUAUGGUGAAAUUUUGGCUCUGUACUAAAAGGUAUUGCCUGUCCUUCAAACACCCAGGCCAACGUAUCAGCCCUGUCUCCUAAAAAUAUGUGCAAGGGUGUGAUGGGCACUUACCCCCGGAGACUUUAGAAUUGUGGCUUGUUUGUUUUUAAAUGGAGGCUCCUAUUCUUAGGGGAGAAAGAGAAAGGAGGGGUAUUUAUUAAGUUCCAUAUGAGUGCAGUUAGCUUUUCUAAUUAAUGCCCUUUUUCUCAUACUGUGGAUUUUUAUUUUUAUUUUACAAGUGGUUCACUUCGUAAUGUGAAACUGUGGUGAGUGUUGAUUUGGAAAACGGAGCACCGAAAGGCAUAAACCUUGAUGAAAUACAUAAUAUAUGGGCCGGCACUUUGAAGCAUUUAAAAUUUGAAAGAUAGGUAUAGGAAUAGAGAGGUGGAAGUAGGAAGGGUGAUUCUGUUUCUGUUGCUAUGGUGUCCAAUAAGGGCAUGUGUACUUUAGAGCCUAAUAUGAUAGGACAGUGAUGUAGUAAAAUGUAUCUUUUGAAAUUAAAAAAAAAAAAAUCAGCCACUUUCCUUCUGUUAUGUACCAUUCCUAUAUGAUGCCGCUUCAGAGUAGAGGAUCUGUUGGUGAAGUCAUAGAGCAACAUGGAUGGUUCCAAUGAGGCUAACCAGUUCUCACUGAAAAGGCUGAAGAAAUCUGGACCAACUCCACCCACCUCUUAAGAACCAUGUGCUCUUGGCUUUCUUCUUCAUCUUGACUGGAUUAUUGUGUUGUGAUCUCACGUAGAAAGAGGGUGGAAGGCAGGACUGGGCAUCCCUGUUAUGGAAAACGCUGAGAAACUGCCUGAUUAGUAACAACAUGGAGAGUUGGGAGAUGACAUUUAAAGAAGAAGCAAAAAGCAAAAGAAGAAUUUGGCAUGCAGCAUAGAUUGGCUUGCUUGCCUAAAUAAUUUGGUUAGAGUAUUCUGUGUUACUCUCUCUGAAAUCAGGCCCCGCCAUCUGUCACUCGUUCAGGAUCUCCACUGAAGCUGCCUUCUUGGAGGGCCCUCAGAUCCUGAAUCCAGCCUGAGGGGUGGUGGCGGCAGGGUGCAUAGGAGCACAUGGGCGGCAAGAUCUCUGGCACAGGAAAGCUGCUCACUGAAGCUGAAAAUGUGCGCUUGCAAGAUGGCGGCAGCUGCUGGAUUGCUGCAAGCGUGGAGUGUCUGUCUGACCACAGCAAGUAAUUGCCCUGCAAAGCAUCUAACAAAAUGACUUCUUC